UCUGACUUCAGGAAUAAAGCCACCGCGGACGAUCUCAGCCAGGUUUACAUUUGGCUUUACCAGCUUCUUCGACUGGCAUCCGUGGCGUGAGGAUGAGAUUGUUAUCGCCGACAGCGAACCGAUCAUGAUCGCACUGUACCACGUUCCGAGCCGCCAGGUGGUGUCGUACUAUCGACGCCAGGACAGCGAUUGUAUCGUGACGACGCUUGCGUUCAAUAAGAUUUCCGGCGAGCUGGUCGUGUGCUACUCCUUCACGGAUGUAAACAAGCCGCCUGAAAUACUGGUGCUCGCCUCGAUGGACCGUGUGGUGGAUGUGAUGCGCAAUCACGAUGACGUCAUCGUACAUCUCCUGUGGAGUCCGGAUGGAAAACAGCUCGCCAGCGUAGGAUAUGAUGAAACGCUCACGAUUUGGAACUUCUUCGGCAUCUCACCGACGAACGAGUGCAAAAGGAAGAAACUGCAACGAGAUGCAGCAGCGGCCAGCAGCAGUAGCUCACGGGCUGGUGGAUUUGUGUUCGGUGAUGGGCCGGAGAGUGGCCGGGAUGCUUCGCGCAUCCAGUGCAACCGUAACAAAGAAGCCACCUAUCGUGAUCUGGCCUCGAGUUUUCUGUUCAAGGCAAUGCGCUGAAUCGGGCGAACUUCGCGGGAGCGAUCGAAUGUGAAGAGACAUCGAAUGCGAGUAGGCACGAGAUAAGGAACCGGCGUGGAGUCGCUAGGGGAUGGAGUUCUUGAACGGGCCUCCUAACCAAGCUGCAAGGCUGUAAAUCGAUCGUUUGAUAUCGACUGUGUCGUUAAUGGUUUGCUGAACUCGAUACGGUGCUGUUUUACAUCUGUAUGGUACAUUUAUGUUUGUGGUGCCCGAAUGUUGAACCACGCAGAAUCACUUAAUCUUCCAAAGUUGGUAGAGAGUUUACUUUAGGAAAUAUAAGAGAAUUCUCUUAUAUUUGUCAUUCCAGGGCAGAAAGCUCUUUAUAUUAAAGGAGAGUAAAAAGAAAAUUAGUUGGAAAACCUAUGCUCCUUCUGGGUGGAUUGAUGAAGGCAUGCCUGAAGAUCGUUUCCGAACGAUUCAUCCCAACAUUUCCGACGAAUCAACUGCUGUACUGCUGUACGCAACUGCCGCACCGCCCUAAUGUACGUGUUCGGUCACUGUUUCUGCUUCUGCUGCUUGAUGAUUUAUUAAAUGGCUUCUCUAAAUGCAA
Messenger RNA from Anopheles stephensi (Asian malaria mosquito), 1199 nucleotides. Its product is annotated as protein cortex-like. The coding region runs from base 125 to 628 and encodes 167 amino acids. Gene Ontology annotation, molecular function: protein binding. The transcript has 5 exons. NCBI's taxonomy places the organism in Eukaryota, Metazoa, Arthropoda, Insecta, Diptera, Culicidae. The record is from RefSeq and is a predicted model, not a curated record.